CGCUCCCGCCGCCCGGACGCCGGGACCCUCCGCCAACCCGCAGCCACCUGCUCCGGGCCCGAAGCCAGGGCACGAUGCGCUCCGCGCUGGCGCUCUUGGCGCUGCUGCUGCUGCUGCAGCCGCCGGCGUCGCUCUCCCUGGUUACGCCGACCACUCCUGUUACGUCGUCGCCCUCCGGGAAUGCAGGCCGGCCCAGUCAUACCUCAACUAAUUCAAACAAAUCUUCAACAUCUGGCGGUACAAUGGUGACUUCAAACACAGUCAAACAAAGUGAAAGUAUAGCAUCCAGUGAUAGACUGGGGACUUCAGCUGUGGUGAGAGGAAGCACAUCUGCAGCACCCAGGAGCUCGGGGGUGACUUCCACCCUAGCCCAGCAGAAAACGAUGACAACACCCAGUGUCACAGAUGGGAAACUAACCACAGACAACUCGAUUACAACUACUAGUGACCCGAAGACCACACUUACACCAGCCUCUACCCCAGCAAAGCCUGAAACCACAAGCAGCCAGAAAGGAACUAAAGAUACAACUGGACCUGGAGCCCCAAGUAGCCACGACGUUACCACUAAGGCAGAGAGCGUGAGCCUGAAGGGAGAAAGUCAGGUGACCUCUAAACCUUCUACUCUGAGUACAGUCUUACACACCACUUCUGCUCUUCCUUCCCUGACGGUCUUAACAAGCACUCACCAACUGACUACAGGCUCUGUUACUACGAAGCGUGCAGAGAGCUCUUCCGAGGAACCAGACAAAAGUACUGCAGCUUCAAGUAGUGCAGGCACGACAGCAGGUCCCACCUUCACAUCUCAGGGGAUAACUACCACACUAACUACUGAAUCAUUAACAACAGAUCCACAGACCUCCAGCAAAAUGCCAGCCGUCCCUGAGACCUCCUCCUCCGUCCCUGAGACCUCCUCCUCCGUCCCUGAGACCUCCUCCUCCAUCCCUGAGACCUCUGCAACCAAGGCUUUGCAAACUACAGCCUCUUCACUGAGACCCACGGCCACAUCCCCUGUCAGGGGACCCACAAGCUCCAGCAGUCAGAUGGCUUCAACUGCCUCCACAGGCUUCACUUUCCCUUCUUUCGUCCCAGUUCCUCGAGAUAACAGGGUACAGUGCAGAUCUGAUGAAAAGCUGAAUGACAAGAUGCUCAUCCUGAACCUCACGAAAACCAGCCUCUGUGGGGAGAGCCCUUCAGAUGACAGACUGAUCACAAUUCUGUGCCGAGCAGCAAAAGCCACCUACAACUCAACUCAAGAUGAGUGCAUUAUAUACCUGAUACACAUUCCAGAAACCCAGGCAGUGGCAAUCAAAAACAUCACUAUACACACACACCUCCUUCCCAAGGACCUGUAUCUACCUCUGAAAGACAAAUGGAAUGACCUACAAGAGGCGGGAGUCAGUUACAUGAAGUUUGGGCAUCAAGGACCACCAGAAGAGACUGAGGACCGGUUCAGUAUGCCUCUCAUCAUCACUAUUGUCUGCAUGGCAUCCUUCCUGCUCCUCGUUGCGGCCCUCUAUGGCUGUUGCCACCAGCGCCUCUCCCAGAGGAAGGACCAGCAACGACUAACAGAGGAGCUACAGACAGUGGAGAAUGGUUACCAUGACAAUCCAACACUGGAAGUGAUGGAGACCUCAUCAGAAAUGCAGGAGAAAAAGGUGGUCAACCUUAAUGGGGAGCUGGGGGACAGCUGGAUCGUCCCUCUGGACAACCUGACCAAGGAUGACCUAGAUGAGGAGGAAGACACACACCUCUAAUCAGGUCUGCUGCCAGCCUCCAACAGUGCCACAGAGCUCCAGACUAAACCACCUCAAGUGCCAUUUGGACAGGGGAGGAAAAUCCUUCCCAUUUGAGGGAAAGACUGGGGAGGAACAGCAGACUCAGAAGGUUCCCUCCUCCCAAUCCCCACAGGGCCUUACUUUUUCCCUUUUCAAGCUGAACAAAUCACAUUCUGUCUAGAUUCCUCUUGUAAAAUAACCCACUAGUGCCUGAGCUCAUUGCUGCUGGAAGAUGAGAGGAAGGGAAAUCAAGAAAGAGCCAUAUAAGGGACUUAUAUGAUCAUCUGGUAGAAUCCCUUCGUUUCACAGAUGAGAGGACUGAGGCCAAAAGAGGGUAAGGUCAAGGGCACACAGCCAUUUGGUGACAGAGUCAGGAUGAAAUCAGACUCCUUCAUUCAGUCCAGUGCUCAUUUCCACCGCCACACUGCUGGAAUCACCUGCGCCCUCCCUCCUGAGGGGCCUCCCUGAGCUGCCCUGGGCAGGGGUUGGAGUCAACAGAUGGGAUGGAAGGAAGAGCGGGGCCAGAUCCUGUCUCAGUGGGAUCUGAUGACUUGAAAGUACAGGUCCUGAGUUUUCUAUCUCCUACCCCAGCCUCGUCUGCCAGUGUUCUUGUCCCCUUUGUUUUUCCUCCUUCCUUUCACUCAAUUUUUAUUCCCACUCUGUCCCCGGGCCCCUGGGACCAACACAGGGCAUUCAUGACCUUGAACCCCUUGUUCUGCAUUCUGGUUUCAUCGGAUUUGCUUAGUGAGAUUGGGACUUAACCCACACAAGACUCCCAGUGUGAAACAGGUCUGCUUAACGGAUCCAUCUCCAGGUGAAGAGCGAAGGGGAAGCCCUUCCUCCCAGCAUAGGUCCUGGCCCAUCACCCAAGGCACUCCUUGAAGAGACUCCCCAAGAGCUCCUUUGGCCUCCCAUUUCCCACUGGGGACUAAAAUCUGCAGCAGCUGCUGAAGGCAUAGUGUUCCUACUUUGUUGUUCACUGCUCAGCCGAUGGAGGUGAAGACUCAAGCUAGGGAAUCCCCCGAGAUCCAGCAUGAAAGAGUAGCUUUAGGACAGACCUUCCCCAGGCCCCAGUCAGCACAGAGGUAGCUUAAUAGACAAUCGAUUGAAACAGCCAAGAAGGAUAGGCUUUACUCUCAAUUCCAUAGGAAACUCAGGGACUUUUCAAGUUGCUGAGAGUUUUGUUAUAUUUGUUAUAUUAGUUUUGUUAUAUUUGUUUAAUCCAGCCCUCUACUACCAAAGGCCAAAGCUCAGGUUGUUGGGAGACUUUCAGUUAGCUCAUCUCACUGAUUCCGAUUCUCCUGUGCAUAGGGUAAGGAAGGCCUAGACCGUGCGAUGCAUUUUAAGGUGCAUAAGGGGCAGCCUGGGGACUAGCUGUCUGUCCCAGUAACAAUCCACUGUUCUGGCGUGUACUCUUCUCUGUAUUCCUAGUGGGGCUGCCCAGUUCUCCUGCAGUUUCUCGUGGCAUCUCAGGGAAACAAAAUACUGUAGAGGGGUUUUGAGGGGGCUUAGCAGUUAGCUGCCAAGUAGAAGGCACCUGAGCACUGGGCAUAGUGGGGUUUAAUCUGAUUUUCUGGGAAGAGGGAAUCCUGUGUGGAAUUUUGAACUUUGCCCAUGGUGUCUAUUGUUUCUGGGCAGAAAUUUCCUGGAACCAACUAGGAAGAUGGGUGGAACUGCUUAGGAGAAUGAAAAUUGUCAUUUCAGGGCAAAAAGCCAGAACCCCAGAACCUAGAGGCCCAGGCUGUGACAGUUCUGAUGAAACAGGCUAUCUGCUCAGGAUAGCUUCUUUUUAGGGGAGGAGUUGAGGGGGAAGAUCUAUGUCCUUCCCUGGCUGCCUGAUUCCUUCUUCAUAGCCUUUGGCCUUUGACAUCCUAGGGGAAAAGGAAGGCCAGGGGUUCAAAUAGGGGCAGAAAAGGAAGGCCAGGGGUUCAAAUAGGGCCCCCAGUGAGCUUCCCAAGAGUUAGAUGCUAGGUUAACAAGGAUCCAAAAGUAUUUGCCCUGAUUCUCUAGCACUUGGAGGUUGGCAGGAUGAAGAACAAUGCCAGUUUGGGGGGAAGUAAAUAGAGGAAAUCUUGUUAUGCUGGGAGGAGAGCUGUUUGCCUCCUUCCUGCCCAGCAUUUGUUUCUUUCGACCCAGUGAGUUUCUAUCGUGGCCUCUGUGGGAGAGACCAGACUGGAUUACUACUCCUUUGCUGACUCUGAGUCACAUUUCACCCGCCAGGCUUUUAGACAGAGACAGCAAAUAUGCCUCUGCAAAUGGAUCAAAGGCUGCAGCCCCAAGGCCUCUUGGGGAGAGAGAUGAUGACUGGCAAGGACUAGAGAGUAAAAAUUAUGCUUGGUCAAGAGGAAUGAGUGUGGCUCUGUCCAAGGAGAACCUUGAGAAGCUUUGGGCUGGUUCAGAGGUUCUUUUUUCUGGUGCACCCAAACUGUGUUACUCUAGCCUUUUAGGGCCACUUCAGAAUCCAUUACCUUGCUUUGGCUUGCGCCUGCCACUAGACAGCUAUGUCAGAGGCCAUACGCCAUAUAUUGGAAAAGGUCACCUUCUUCCCACAUCUUUACUGGGUUCUAAAUGCUAUCUGGUGAUAAAGAUUCUGGGGCUGAGAAGAUAGAAGUGGGACACCAGGAACUCAGCAUGACUUUUAAAAAGUUGUGCCAAAGAGAGAUUAUAAACUCUUUAAUUCAAGGGCACACUGUGUUUCCUUAAGCUGCAUAAAAGGCCAGAAACCAUGAUUCUGAUGAUUGGACAAAAUCCAGUGGGAAGCAUGCAGUCAUGUGCGUGGGGAGAGAAGCAGCAGUGCUUAUGAAGGAGGUACAGAAUAUUCUCUGCAUCAUAGACAGAAUACAGGUUUAAUCUAGUCUAGACACAAGAUUCCUUUAUCCCCUCUUGAUAAGGAAAGCUAGCAGAAAGUUUAUUUAAACCACUUCUUGAGCUUUAUCCUUUUUGACAAUAUACUGGAGAAACUUUGAAAAACAAGUUCAAGCUGAUACAUAUAUACAUAUUUUUUGAUAAUGUAAAUACAAUGACCACAUGUUAAUCUGCCCUGCACUGAUUUAAGUGAAUAUACUUUGAAAAAACAUUUGUUAGCUAAGAGAGAUGGCUUCUUUUUUUUCUCUGAACAGGAAUGUAAAUGUCUAUUUUACUAGAAAUAGGUUUUUGUUUAAUUUUUCUUUAAUGAAAAAUAAGGCUGAUGACAAAGUAUUUUUCUUGCAGAUCAGGCAUUUUAAUUUUUAAAUAUGGUUCUCACCCCCUCCCCAGCAAAGCCCCAGUCUAUUACAGUAAGGGCGGAGUCAACAUGCGCUGGUUGGAAAGCCACACUCUAGUCAUAGGAAAGGGUUUUAGAGACCGAGUCCAAUGUUUUUUUUUGUUUUCACAGAAAAAUAACCUGAAACCCAGAAAGAUAAAGUGACUUGGUCAAAAUCACAUGGUUAGUGACAGAAAUGUGAUUAAAACCUGGGUUGGAAGACUGUCCAGUGCUGAGUGCCUCGGAAGGAAUCAAUAAAUUAAGGAGUGCUAAUUAAGGACAGGCACCAGAAUAACACAAAGGACAGAAUUCCCUUCUCGAAUCUUAUCCUGCAGCCAGGCUAGGGAGGGCAUGAAGACAAAAGUAGGAACCUUACUGAUCUAAUACACUUCCUCCGAUUUGUUUAGGUCUAAGACUUAAAUGAGCAAUUCUUUUCUGCCAAGAAACAGUUUUGAAUGAGCUUUUACAUGUGGGUCUUCUACUAGCAGGACUAAGGAUCAAAGGGAACAAGAUAGGGGAAAGCAGAGUGGGCAGGAGGAAAGCAGUGGUAUCUUUCAUCAUUGUUACUAGCAUUAUUACUAGGUGAAAAUCCAACACUGAGUGAAAGCAGGAGAUUACUAUUUGAUGGGGGUCUUUUUGUUAUUAGUGAAUGUUAAACAGUUUGCCCAGGAGACUAGGGGAGCAUGUGUGUCUUAGUGGACAGGGGUCUGAAGUACACUGGAAUUUACUGAGAAACUUGUUUGUAAAGACUAUACUUAAUUAUUGCCAUAUUGCCAUUUUCUUACAAAAAUAUAUUUUGGAAAAUUGUAUACCGUCAAUUAAAAUGCUUUUGUGUAA
This is a messenger RNA of Diceros bicornis minor, 5853 nucleotides long. RefSeq names its product podocalyxin like (gene PODXL). The transcript is spliced from 8 exons. Lineage: Eukaryota; Metazoa; Chordata; Mammalia; Perissodactyla; Rhinocerotidae. Bases 75 to 1754 code for a protein of 559 amino acids. Gene Ontology annotation, cellular component: microvillus membrane; apical plasma membrane. Gene Ontology annotation, biological process: cell migration; negative regulation of cell-cell adhesion; regulation of microvillus assembly. The record is from RefSeq and is a predicted model, not a curated record.